AUAGAUUAUUAAGCAUGAUAUUGUAGACAUGUUCGACACACACAUAAGAUAAGCAGCUACUACACUGAAGUCAUUACCGUCUUUACACCAGUCCCAAAAAUCAAUACUUUUGAUCGCCUCUGGAUCUCUCGUGGUCGUGACGGGCGCGAAUGGGUAUAUCGGAUCUCAUAUUGUGGACCAGUUUUUGCAACGAGGUUACCGGGUCCGUGGCACUGUCCGUAAGGCUUCCAGAAACCGAUGGUUGAAAAACCGUUUUAACGGAAAAUAGCCGGGCAAAUUCGAGUUAGCCGAAGUGCCUGAUAUAGUAGCGAGCGGUGCAUAUAACGAAGCUAUCAAAGGGGCAUCUGGCUUCGUACACGCCGCGGCUCCUGCUAUGGAUGCGAUGGGAAGCGCCGAUCCCUACGUUAGAGUCAAAAUCGUAGUGGAUAGCACGGUACGUGCCUUAGAGUCAGCCGCAAAAGAACCAGGGAUGAAACGAGUCGUCUUAACAUCGUCUUCUGGGGCAGCGGUAUUUCCUAUCCCUAACAAGGUUCUGUCGAUUGUUUCAAACACCUGGAACGAAUACUCAGUUAGGGAGGCAUUCGCCCCGCCGCCGUACGAGGGUGAGAAACGUAUGGUAGAUGUCUAUUAUGCCAGCAAGACUAAGGGCGAGCAGGCGGCGUGGGAAUGGAUCCGUGAACACAAACCACAUUUCACGCUCAAUGCGGUCCUGCCCGACUUUAAUACAGGAGCACCCAUCAAUGUAGCUCGACAGGCUUCCCGCAGCACGGCGGGUAUGAUUAGGGUCUUGAUCGACAAAGGUGAAGCCCUGACGCCGGAAGAUGUGGUAUUCCCGCCACAGUGGUAUAUUGAUGUCCGUGACGAUGCCGCAUUGCAUGUGGCUGCAUUGAUAUACCCCGACGUAGCAGGCGAGCGCCUCUUCGGCUUCGCUUACCCCUUUACUGUCAACGACGUCAUCCGAACGCUGAAAGCGCUAUACCCAAACCACAGAUUCGGGCAAGAGAUCUCCGACGCAGGUGAAGAUCUAUGCAGUGUCACAAACGAGAGAGCUGAGGAGCUGUUGAAGCGACUUACCGGCCACGGGUGGACGAGCUUGGCUGACGGUCUGAAGGAUAUAGCUGGAGCAUUGGGGAUUCAUUAGGGAUUUAUUAAUUGUAGAAUGAUGUCAAUGCCUGACGUCUAUGUCGCAUCGGCGGUAAAAAGUGUGCCCGAGAAAAGGGUGAUGUGGAUUCAUGAUGGUAAAUCCAAAAAUAGAGAGUAGGUUGAUUAACAAUACACUUUUGUACUAAGCGACGCUAAGCCGAAUGGUACAC
Molecule: messenger RNA, 1313 nt
Organism: Daldinia decipiens
Lineage: Eukaryota; Fungi; Ascomycota; Sordariomycetes; Xylariales; Hypoxylaceae
Exons: 3
Coding region: 374-1141 (255 amino acids)
Molecular function (GO): oxidoreductase activity, acting on the CH-OH group of donors, NAD or NADP as acceptor
Source: RefSeq, a predicted model, not a curated record